Gorilla gorilla gorilla (western lowland gorilla) is the source of this 1271-nucleotide messenger RNA. It is a transcript of the gene MPG, whose product is annotated as N-methylpurine DNA glycosylase. Gene Ontology annotation, molecular function: alkylbase DNA N-glycosylase activity; DNA binding. Lineage: Eukaryota; Metazoa; Chordata; Mammalia; Primates; Hominidae. The transcript is spliced from 5 exons. The coding region runs from base 348 to 1202 and encodes 284 amino acids. The record is from RefSeq and is a predicted model, not a curated record. Gene Ontology annotation, biological process: base-excision repair.
GUCCGUUCCAGGCCGACUGGCAGUCUCCGUUCUACAUUAACGUCAGCACUCCCGUUAAAAAGAAUGCAUCUCUCCCAUGCCAGGAGGACUUAGGUGCUGCUGAAGACCAGCCCUCCGGGUGCUGCCAGGCCGGCGCUCACCCGCCACCUUCAUCUUCCCUCCUCCUUUGCCCCAGGACAGCUGAGGAUGUGUGGUCAUGCAGCCUGGGCCCCCAUGCCGUGCAGCUCGCACAUAUGUGGGGCAGAGCAGCCACCCUGCCACCAGCAGCAGCCGUCCAUCGUCAGACGUGAUCAUUUCCUGAGGCCUCGAGUGUGUCAGGGUGUUUGUGCCUCAUAACAACCCACAGGAUGGUCACCCCCGCUUUGCAGAUGAAGAAACCAAAGCAGUUUUGCCGAAGGAUGGGGCAAAAGAAGCAGCGACCAGCUAGAGCAGGGCAGCCACACAGCUCGUCCGACGCAGCCCAGGCACCUUGCCCCAGGGAGCACUGGUUGGGACCGCCCACCACUCCGGGCCCGUACCGCAGCAUCUAUUUCUCAAGCCCAAAGGGCCACCUUACCCGACUGGGGUUGGAGUUUUUCGACCAGCCGGCAGUCCCCCUGGCCCGGGCAUUUCUGGGACAGGUCCUAGUCCGGCGACUUCCUAAUGGCACAGAACUCCGAGGCCGCAUCGUGGAGACCGAGGCAUACCUGGGGCCAGAGGAUGAAGCUGCCCACUCAAGGGGUGGCCGGCAGACCCCUCGCAACCGAGGCAUGUUCAUGAAGCCGGGGACCCUGUACGUGUACAUCAUUUAUGGCAUGUACUUCUGCAUGAACAUCUCCAGCCAGGGGGACGGGGCUUGCGUCUUGCUGCGAGCACUGGAGCCCCUGGAAGGUCUGGAGACCAUGCGUCAGCUUCGCAGCACCCUCCGGAAAGGCACCGCCAGCCGUGUCCUCAAGGACCGUGAGCUCUGCAGUGGCCCCUCCAAGCUGUGCCAGGCCCUGGCCAUCAACAAGAGCUUUGACCAGAGGGACCUGGCACAGGAUGAAGCUGUAUGGCUGGAGCGUGGUCCCCUGGAGCCCAGUGAGCCGGCUGUAGUGGCAGCAGCCCGGGUGGGCGUCGGCCAUGCAGGGGAGUGGGCCCGAAAACCCCUCCGCUUCUAUGUCCGGGGCAGCCCCUGGGUCAGUGUGGUCGACAGAGUGGCUGAGCAGGACACACAGGCCUGAGCAGAGGGCCUGCCCAGACAAGAUUUUUUAAUUGUUUAAAAACAGAAUAAAUGUUUUAUUUCUAGAAAA